Molecule: messenger RNA, 2868 nt
Organism: Pundamilia nyererei
Lineage: Eukaryota; Metazoa; Chordata; Actinopteri; Cichliformes; Cichlidae
Gene: prdm1c
Product: PR domain containing 1c, with ZNF domain
Exons: 7
Coding region: 167-2518 (783 amino acids)
Biological process (GO): cell fate commitment; regulation of transcription by RNA polymerase II
Cellular component (GO): nucleus; cytoplasm
Molecular function (GO): DNA-binding transcription repressor activity, RNA polymerase II-specific; protein binding; RNA polymerase II cis-regulatory region sequence-specific DNA binding
Source: RefSeq, a predicted model, not a curated record
GUGAGCAAGACUCACAUACACUGACUGCUCGGUUGCGCAGUCAGUAUACUGAGGUCUGCUCAGAGAGAGAGAGAGAGAGAGAGAGGAAGAGAAGACAAGAGGCAGAGAACAGCCACUGGUUGCUUCUAGACACUCAAGCUCAAGAAGGGCACAGACAGCCUGACCUAUGUGUGGCUCCUCACAAGGCUUUACAGCCGCCUCUUCAUGUACCUCAAUCAUGUUAACCUCAGAGAAGUCAGCUCAAACUGUGGGUGCCACUGCAGCGAUGCCAGGAAAACACGAUGUUGAUAUGACAUCAUGGAGCGAGGCAGACUUUGAGGAGAACUGCACUUACAUCGUGAAGGACCAACCUCUGGAAGGCGAGUCCGAAAACAAUUGCAAGACACGAGCUGAGAGAUCGUUGCCCAGGAACCUGGCCCUGAAACGCUGCCACGACUCAGCAGAGGUGCUUGGGGUGAUGACUAAGGAGAUCAUUCCGAAGGGAACACGCUUUGGCCCUUUGGUGGGGGAGAGCUACACCAACGAAACUCUGCCGAAAGACGCCGACAGGAAGUACUUUUGGAGGGUCUUCUCAGAGGGGCGCUUACACCACAUUCUGGAUGGGCUGCAUGAAGAGCGGAGCAACUGGAUGCGUUACGUCAAUCCAGCAUGCUCUGUGGAAGAGCAGAACCUGGUUGCAUGCCAGAGUGGCUUGGACAUCUUUUUCUACACCACCAAACGACUUCAGCCAGGCCAGGAGCUUCUGGUGUGGUACUGCUCUGAGUUUGCCCAGCGUUGUAACUACCCUCCACUGGGACAGCUGGCUAUUGACAAAAACGAACAGAGUCCAGCGAAGAAGACAAGGAAACGAGGUCAUACGGUCUCUGAAAUCCUACAAGACGACCUCUCCAAAUCCCCUUCUACCUGCAUCAGACGUGUGGACAGUUUUUUGCCUCAGACAAAUGUCUCAGCAGAUUUUCCUUUAUGUCCCAGUGUUGUCUACCCACCUCAGCCUAUCUCCAAAUCUAUGCAUGCUAAUAGAUAUGCGUUUCUACCACCUCUGCCAUCCUGUAGCCCUCCAACUGCCAAAAGGCCAGCACUAAGCAUUCCUGUCCCUACUAAUGUCCACUUUGCCUUUCAGCACAGUCAAGGCCCUCCCGUAGCAAAGCCUUACCAAGAUCCCCGUAUGCCCGAUAUUGCUAAUUCUACUCUAAUGCACGGCCCCUAUCUACUGCCCCACUACUCACUUGGCCUUCUACCUCAUUCAUAUCCAUUCUAUCGUGAGCAACUGAAACCUCACUUGGCAGUCUCACCCCAUGCAUCGCCCUUUCACAACUAUGCACAUUUUCAAUCGCCUUUAACCAGUGGUUGCAAAGACUUGACACGUGCACUUUCUGAUUCCAAACCAGACCUCUUUCUUUCACCAAUCCGUGAGCACAGAGACAACAAGGACCUCAUAUCCAAAAGAAGAGCCUACCUCAGCAUACCCUCACACGACCUCAGAGAUUUCAAACACUCCCCUCCCACCAACGUUCACACAGACCUCGCUGUGCCUGCCACAUCCACCGCCUCAUCUAUGGUCACUAAAAACCGUGAAGCACAGCCGUCUCUCACACCUGGAGGAUGCUCGCCGCAAGAGGGAAUGGCAGCCUCCUCAAACUGCCUCCCUUCCAAUUUUACCUCUGCCACUCAAAGUGAAGCUGAGGAUACAAUGGACCUAAGCAUGACAAAGCAAAGUGGGCAGACAAUUGGCUACAAGACCCUGUCUUACCCUCUGAUGAGGCAGAAUGGAAAGAUCCGAUAUGAAUGCAACAUCUGUGGAAAGGUCUUUGGGCAGCUGUCUAACCUUAAGGUUCAUCUGCGAGUACACAGCGGGGAGCGUCCCUUCAGGUGUCAGACCUGCAAUAAGAACUUCACGCAGCUAGCACACUUGCAGAAACACUACCUGGUUCACACAGGAGAAAAGCCCCAUGAAUGCAAGGUGUGCCACAAGCGAUUCAGCAGCACUAGUAACUUGAAGACCCACCAGCGGCUACACUCAGGUGAGAAGCCUUACCAUUGCAAGCUCUGCCCUGCUCGCUUUACUCAGUUCAUCCACCUCAAACUCCACAAGCGCCUCCACACUGGCGAGCGACCACACCGCUGUCCUCACUGCCCCUGUUCCUAUCUCCAUUACUGCAGCCUCCAAGUGCACCUCCAAGGCUUCUGCCCACUCUUGCCCCUGGCCUCACACAGAUACUCGUCAGAGGAGCUAUGUCGAGUUAACUCUGAGAUUGAGAGGUUUGACAUGAGUGAGGCGGCAGAGGAGCUUGAAGCCAUGGCUGCAGAGGUUGAUAUGGACAAGGGAAAUGUUACCGACCUAAUACAGAAGAUAGAGACCCGUGUCUCGGGCCACCGGGAUGCUGACAGAGGGGAGGCUGAGAGAACCAACUACAAAUCAGCAAAAGAGCGCUCGGGUGUUCAGCUGCAUCACAGCAGUCCUGUACCUCUUCAUCCAGCCAGCAUCAAGCUGGAGUCAAGCUGCAUAUCAGAGCCCUAAGACAGCCCUGCUAAUCCAUCCAUAUAAUCCUUACAGGUCAACUCAGCAGCUGUCUGUUACUGCCCUAUUUGAAGUAAAGCCUUAUCUCAAUCAUGGAUUUCCUAGCCUAUACUCUACGUAGACCGCAGCAUGUGAAAAAUCUAGACUUAACCAGCCUGGCCUGGAAAAAGUGACUGUUUUUUAUUAAAUGUAUAGAUCUUUGUUAAUUUAUUCAAUUACUUUUAAUCUAAAAUGUACAAAAAAACAACACAUUUUUUGAUAUUUUGAUUUUUUAUAUCUCUGGAAUGUCUUGAUGGAACAACUACACAUGUGAUUAUGCAUUAAAAAUAACAAAGAUGCUUGCUUUAAAA